AUGGAUACUAGAUCUUUACCUCCGGAAUUCCAUUCUAAAUUAGCUGAGCUGAAAAAAGCAUUAGACGAUGAAUAUAUAACAAAGAAAGGUUUCGAAAAAGAAAAGAAUGCAUUACUAGAAAAGUAUAAAGAUUUUAUUCCUGUCGAAAACAAUAUUGCAAAGUCGACGUCUUUCAUGUCUACUUCUAAUUCAGCAUCGUCUGAUUAUAACGGAGGAGUGUCACAUGAUAACGGAAAUAAUUUACAAAAUUCGUACGCUACGAAUGGAGAUAUUAAUUUACAACCUUAUAGAUCAGAGGAUAUGAACAAUAAUAACCCCAAACAUAACCUUUAUUUGAAUGGUGAAGAAAUUUCUUACUCUUCUAAUCAGGAUUUUACUUCAUUUGGGUAUCAGAAUCAGCAUCGUCAUUCAAGCAAUAUAGUAAUGCCUUCACAUACAAGCGUACAUUCUCAUCUUCGUACUCAUAGUGUCGAUGCAAUAGAUACUUCUAAUCCGAGACCUGUUUUGGUGUCUCGAAAAACUGAUUCUCAACAAUUGAACGGUUCCAAUUUAAAUUUUAUGACGCCACCUAUACCUCCAUCUUUAGAUUCUAACCUUUCACGAUGGGGAAGUAAUUCAUUACCACCUACACCAGGGUAUAUGCACAUACAACCACAACAUGGUUAUAAUUCUUCAUUACCAUAUCAUCCUUCACCAAUCGGUUUUGGAUCUGGGCCACAUGUUAUCAGACCUCAACCACGACCAGUGCAACCUAUUCGACCACCUUUUAAUGGUGAUAUUCCAUUGGUCGGGAGGACGCAAAAACUUAUUAACGAAGAACUAGAAAUGGGAAGGCCAAGUUUUGAAGAUGAUAAUGCAUCAAUUAGAUCUAGUAAAUCAUAUGCUUUUAGGUUGGAUGGUUCAACAAACCAAAACAUACCUAAUGAUGAAAGAUUCAUUAAACCCGGUGAUAUACCUAAAAGAAAUAAUGAUAGAUUUUCGUUAUACAAUCAUCCCGUAUAUUCUGAUGCUUUAGAAGAUUUGGAAGAUUUCGAUCCAAGUCUUUCAAAAUUAGCCGGCAAACAAUUCAUGCCCUUCGAACCUCGAGAAAUUCCUUUCAAGAUCACUGAUCCAUUAAACCGUUCACAACUACUUUCCGAUUUUUCUAAUAUAGCAUCAAUCCUUCAAUAUAGAGGUAAUAAUACUCCAAAAAAGAGAGCUUUUCUAGCGGUUGAUCAAAAAGGACGUGAGUCUGGUGAUUUUACUUGGGAAAAAUUGAAUUCAAAAGCUGAAAGAAUGGGUCAAAUUAUGAUACGAGAUAGUGGAUUAAUGGUGGGUGAAAGAGUUGCAUUGAUAUAUCGUAAAAAUGAAAUCCUUGACUUUUUAGUUGCAUUAUUUGGUUGUUUUUUCGCUGGUCUUGUAGCUGUACCAAUUAAUGCUGUUGAAAAAUUUGAUGAACUUUUAUUCAUACUUGAUAGUUCAAAUGCUAAAUUAGUACUCACAACUAAUAAUAAUUAUAAAGUAUUUACUCAAGAUCUAUCAAAACAACAAAAAGAAUUACCAAAAAGUGUAUUAUGGUGGAAAACUGAUGAUUUUGGUUCAAUGAAGAAAGGUGAAAAACUUGUAAAGUAUAAACCUACAGAUUUAGCUUACAUUGAGUAUACUAAAAGUCCUAAUGGCGAAUUAAAAGGUGUAGUAAUAAGUCAUAAAACUAUAUUAGCUCAAUGUAAAGUAAUGAGUGCAAGUGUUAUGGACAAUAAAGGUCGAAAACAUGUGGGUGAAGGAAGUAAAGAAGCAAAUAUGUUGACACAAGAUACUGUAUUAACUUAUUUAGAACCUAGGCAACAAAUUGGGUUGUUAUUAGGUGCAUUAUGGGGUGUUUAUUAUGGAAAUUUGACUGUAUUUUUAGCAAGUCUUGGGCCAGAUACUCCAGGACUUUGGAUUAAUUGCGUUUCUAAAUAUCAAGAUACAUUAACGAUUGAUCCUAUGAUAAAUGAAAUUAUAGCUGAAAAGUUUUUAAUUCCAUUAGGAAUAAAAUAUCCACUAGAUAUAAUAACUCCAUUAAUUAGUUUACCGGAACAUGGAGGAAUGAUACUUAGUUUUGGUGAUUUAUUAGGUGUUAGAGGACUUGAUGAUCGUAAUGAAGGGCAAAGAGGUGUAAAAGAAUUUAUUUUGAGCAGGGAAGGGUUGAAAGAAAAUAAAAUUGUUAUAUGGUCUGGCGAGGGUGAAAAAAAAAAAGAUAAAAGGUUUAUAAGAGUUGGUGCUUUUGGAUUUGUAAUGCCAGAAGCCACCAUAGCAGUAGUAGAUCCAGAUACAAGAGCAUUAUGUUUUCCGGAUACAGUAGGUGAAAUAUGGGUAGAUUCGCCUUCACUAUCUGGAGGAUUUUGGAAUUUAGCUAAGCAUACCGAAUCAAUAUUUCAUGCUCGACCAAUAUUCGUACCUCCUGAUACCUCAAAACCAGAAUAUUUUGAACAAGAAUUUCUAAGAACCGGAUUAUUAGGUUCAUUAAUUAACGGACAAUUGGUAGUAUUUGGAUUAUAUGAACAUAGAAUAAGACAAUUUAUUGAAAUUAAACCGGUAGAAGUUCCUAAAAAAUUAAAAGUAAUUAAUCGAGCGGAAGAUGAUAAUGAAGAUGGAAGUACUUGUAAUGAGGUAGAAGAGGAAAAAAAACUGGAGAGAUGGAAGUUUCAUUAUACAUUGGAUUUGGAAACUACUGCUAAAAGAAUGGUUGAAGGCGUUUCCGAUUGCAUCGUGAUAGAAAUUUAUAUUAAUGAACAAAGUUUAACAGUUUUAAUAGCCGAAACAAAUUUUUCUCUUGAACGUCUUCCAGAACUUGGGGACAACAUAUAUGAAACUAUCGAUUCAAUUCAUGGUUUAAAAUUAUAUUGUAUUUCAAUAUGUCAAUUAGGAUCAUUGCCAAGAAUUUGGAAAAAUGGCAAAAAAUUAUUAAAUCCCAUGUUAUGUAAGAAAGCAUUUGAGUUUGGAAAAUUAAGUGUUAUGCAUGUUAGAAUGAAUGUUAUAGAUACUAUUAUUGAUCUCCCAAUCGGAGAAGAUAUUAUUACCGGAGUUUGGGGACCAAAUUCUUCAACAGCUAGGCAAGAACUCACUAAAGAGUUAUCGGUAAUACGUCGUCCACAAGUAACGAGAGUAGAAAAUCUUCAAGAAGUUAUAGACGAACGUUCUGGGUCCAACAUGUUAAAGUUUCGUAGUAUAGUUGAUGUCUUAUUAUGGAGAUGUCAAGCGCUACCAGAAGAAGAGGCCUAUAAAUUAAUAGAUCGUACUGGGAAAGAAACAAAACUUCUUACCUGGAAAAAAUUCUCAAACAAAAUUGCCACAAUAGCAAAUUAUUUACAGAAAAAAGGAUGUAAAGCAGGUGAUCAUGCAGUAUUGACAUUUCAACACGGAUUAGAUUUUGUCGCUAGUGUUUAUGCAUGUAUGAUACUUGGAAUUGUGGCAAUACCUAUGGAUAAAAUAGAGAAUGAAAGAAUUAGCGAAGAUGUUCCUUCAUUAUUAGGAAUAAUCGAUGAUUUUAAAGUUUCGUGUAUUUUGGUUAACGUAGAUUCGGAAUCCAUAUUUAAAGGAAGGACAAUGCAAAAUUUUCUUAAAGGAAAUACUCAAAGCAAAUCUUCGGGAGGACAACCUGGCAGUAAUGUAGGAUCAGUUAAUGGUUUACCACCAUUAAUUAAUGUGUCAAAAGCACCAGCGUUUAAAAAAACAUUGAAAGAAGCUAAUUAUUCAAUGCAAGAAGAAUGGUUAAAUUCAAACUGGGCAGCGCUAGUGAUGUGUUAUUUCAGUGCAGAUCAACGAAGAUAUUGUGUAAAAUUGGGGCAUGAUAAUUUGCUAUCAUUAUGCAAAGUACAAAAAGAAACAUGUCGAUUAACUAGGACACUAACGAUAAUGGUUACUCCAUAUGAUUAUUCAACAAAUCCACUAACAUGGUUUGAAACUUUAUCACAAUAUAAGAUUAAAGAUGUAUAUGCUACAUUCCCAAUGUUACAACAUGCGAUAACAGCAUUUGAGAGUAUUGAUUAUAGAAGUUUUUCACUUCAUCAUUUAAAAAAUCUUAUGAUACCUGUUGAAACUAGGCCCAAUGUUAAUUUAUACAAAAAAAUAGUUAAAACAUUUUCAGAAAAUCGGUUGGAUAACAUAGCUAUAAACUAUGUAUACAGUCAUAUAGCAAAUCCGAUGAUAACCACAAGAUCAUAUAUGUGCAUUGAACCUGUUGAAUUAUAUUUGGACUUAAAAAGCUUAAGACGAGGCAUUGUUAAAACUGUUAAUCCCGAUGAACCUUUUGGAAUAUUGUUACAUGACAGUGGAAUGGUACCAGUAUCAACACAAGUAGCGAUAGUUCACCCAGAAACACGACGUCCAUGUCAUACCAAUGAACUUGGAGAAAUUUGGGUAUCAUCAGAUGCCAAUGCAAAAUCAUCUUAUGGUUCAAAUGAUCCUUUAGAACGAGCAAAAUUUUCUGCGACUAUCGAAGGCGGUGUUGAUAAAAGACUAUAUUUAAGAACGGGAGAUUUGGGAUUUUUACACACAGUCCGUAGACCUACCAGAGAUAAUGGAGCACCGAUAGAAUUUCAAUGCCUGUUCUUUUUAGGGCCUAUUGCAGAAACUUUUGAAGUUAACGGACUAAUGCAUUUCCCCGUUGACAUUGAGUUUACUGUGGAGCGGUGUCAUAAUUUGAGUUAUCCUACUAAUGACGAAACAGUUUGUACAAUUGAAGUUCGAUCCGUUGAAGGAAUUUUAAAUUUAGUUCCUUGCACAAUAAGUUCUAUAUUAGAUGAGCAUCAAUUUAUUAUAGAUGUAAUAGUAUUCAUCAAUAACGGUACUUUACCGAAAUCGCGAUUAGGAGAAAAGCAACGAGCAAAAGUUAUGGAUAGCUGGUUACGUGGAACACUACAAGCACUCCAUGUUCACUAUGUAAAGCCGUUAAAGUCUCGGCCAAAAGUCAUUCCUCAGUUUCAACAGUCAAAAAUAUCAAAUUCAAGAAUAUCUUAA
Cetraspora pellucida is the source of this 4980-nucleotide messenger RNA. NCBI's taxonomy places the organism in Eukaryota, Fungi, Glomeromycota, Glomeromycetes, Diversisporales, Gigasporaceae. The record is from the annotation of a GenBank genome assembly.